Molecule: messenger RNA, 324 nt
Organism: Dictyostelium purpureum
Lineage: Eukaryota; Evosea; Eumycetozoa; Dictyosteliales; Dictyosteliaceae
Exons: 1
Coding region: 1-324 (107 amino acids)
Source: RefSeq, a predicted model, not a curated record
AUGGUCAUCAUCAUUGUUUGCCCCUCAUCAUCAUCAGCAGCAUUCAUCAUCAUUGUUUGCCCCUCAUCAUCAUCACCACCAUUCAUCUUGGUCCUCAUCAUCAUCAGCAUCAGCAUCAGCAUUGUUUGCCCCUCAUCAGCACCAGCAUCAUCAUCAUCAUCAGCAUUCACCAUUCACCAUUCAGCAUUCGCAUCAUCAUCCUCAUCAGUAUCAUCAGCAUUCAUCAUCAUCAUCAUUGUUUGCCCCUCAUCAUCAUCAGUACCAGCAUCACCAUCAUUGUUUGCCCUCAUCAUUAUGAUGAAAAAAACUUUAGUUAAUCAAUGA